Messenger RNA from Plenodomus lingam JN3, 1908 nucleotides. RefSeq lists its product as uncharacterized. The record is from RefSeq and is a predicted model, not a curated record. Gene Ontology annotation, cellular component: membrane. Gene Ontology annotation, molecular function: ABC-type transporter activity; ATP binding; ATP hydrolysis activity. NCBI's taxonomy places the organism in Eukaryota, Fungi, Ascomycota, Dothideomycetes, Pleosporales, Leptosphaeriaceae.
AUGACUUCCUCGAAUAAUACGGCAGAUGUGGAGAAGGAUGCUGUGGAUGCGGAUUAUGCUCAUUUGACGAAUGAGGAGCUUCAUCACUUUAGCUGGGACGGCGUGACGGUCACUGUGAAGGAUCGGGGUACAAAGCAGCCUCUCGAUCUUCUCUCCAAUGUCAAUGGCUUCGUCGAAGCCGGUGAGAUGAUCGCCUUGAUGGGCCCCAGUGGAUCAGGAAAAACCACGCUCUUGAACGUUCUGGCACAUCGCGCUGCAACAGCCAAUUCGACGGGACAGCAAAACCUGCUGGUCAAUGGGGCACCGACUAACCUUACUACCUUUCGAAAGCUGAGCUCGUAUGUUGAACAAGAGGAUGCUUUGGUUGGAAGUCUUACCGUAAGGGAGACGAUGUACUUUGCAGCCAAGCUUGCGCUACCGAGCUCAGUGACGAAGAACGAACGCAAGGCACGAAUUGACGGUCUGCUCUCUGCCUUUGGACUCCAGAACCAAGCCAAUACCCUUAUUGGUACACCAAUUCGCAAAGGCCUCUCUGGUGGCCAGAAGAGGAGAGUCAGCGUGGCUAGUCAAUUGAUAACUAGUCCCAAGAUACUGUUUCUGGAUGAACCGACGAGCGGUUUGGACUCGGCAGCGAGUUUCGAGGUUAUGAGCUUCGUAAGGGAUGUCGCAAAGAAGCACAAGAUUUUGGUCAUUGCUUCCAUUCAUCAGCCAUCCACUACUACAUUCGAACUAUUUGACAAGCUCAUGCUGCUUUCGCGUGGCAAGGUCGUGUACAAUGGACCUGUGACUGCUAUCAACGACUACUUUUCCCAACUGGGCUACGAGAUGCCACUUUAUACGAAUCCCGCCGAACAUGUAAUCCAGCUCGUGAAUACCGACUUUUCGCACGACCAAGGGAAGUCGGCAGACCGUCUUACCCACCUCCACACCUCAUGGGCCAACUCCAGCACCGCCGCCUCCAUUGCUUCUCGCAUCCACGAGACAUCUUCAGCAAGCUCAGCCUUGCCCUCACAUGCUACAGCCACAACGUCACCAAAGACAGCCAACCCCCUUUUCGUCCCACUAACACUCAUCCACCGCUCCUUCAUCAAGAGUUACCGCGACAUCGUCGCCUACGGCAUCCGCAUCGCAAUGUACAUUGGGCUUGCCAUCCUAAUGGGCACCGUCUGGCUACGCCUUGACCCCGUCCAAGCCAACAUCCAAUCCUUCACCAAUGCGAUAUUCUUCGGCGGAGCAUUCAUGUCCUUCAUGGCCGUUGCCUACAUCCCCGCCUUCCUCGAGGAUCUCAGCAUCUACACCAAAGAACGAGCGAAUGGCCUGUACGGCCCCACGGCCUUUAUGAUUGCAAACUUCAUCAUCGGCAUACCCUACCUCUUCCUCAUCACCAUUCUCUUCUCCGUUAUUUCCUACUGGCUUGGCAACUUUCGCCCCACCGCAGACGGCUUCUGGAUGUGGGUGCUCUGGCUCUUCCUCGAUCUCCUGGCCGCCGAGUCGCUCGUCGUUCUCCUCUCCUCGCUGAUCCCCAUCUUCGUUGUUGCGCUGGCUGCGACGGCGUUUGCGAAUGGGCUGUGGAUGUGUGUGAAUGGGUUCAUGGUGCAGCCCGAGACGCUGAAUGUCUUCUGGCGAUAUGUGUUUCACUAUAUUGAUUACCAGGCCUACGUCUUCCGUGGCAUGAUGGUGAAUGAGUUUGGCAAGCGGAAUUAUUCGUGCGAGAUGCUGGAGGGGGGAGGGUGUCAGUGCAUGUAUCCCAGCGCUCUGCAGGAUCAGUGUAUGGUGGAGGGCAAGGCGGUGUUGGGGAUGUAUGGGUAUAAUACUGCGAAUGUGGGCAGGUAUGUUGGGUAUAUGCUGGUGAUUGUGUUUGUGUAUCGGGUGUUGGGCUGGGUGGUGCUGAUGUUGAGGAAGCAUUAA